AUGGCAUCCCUCUCAAUUGGGACACACCACUUACACACAAAAAACCAAUUCAAGAAACAACCUUUCCACUCCAUUUCUUCCACUCCUCUAUCCUCACUGCCUUAUAAGUCUUGUUUUGGCUCAUCUUUGUAUAAAUUAAGAGGUUCAACAACUCUUGGUAAUGGACUACUUGCUAGAGCUGAAGACAAGGCUAAAGGGUCAUCAACGCCAUCUCUUCCUCCUUCAAAUGAGCAAGGUCAACAGCCCAACAUUGAUAACCAGCUUCAGGAGUUGGAAGAAACAUCUGGAUCAUGUGACCCCUUGUGUUCAGUUGACGAAACAAAUUCACAAGAUUUUGAAGCCAACUACCAGCCGAAAACCGAUUUCGUCAAAGCUCUUGCAGUUUUUGCUGCAGCUGCAACGGGAGCAGUGGCAAUUAAUCAUUCUUGGGUUGCAGCCAAUCAGGACCUUGCUAUGGCAUUGCUUUUUGGAAUAGGAUAUGCAGGCAUCAUUUUUGAAGAGUCUCUAGCCUUUAAUAAAAGUGGAGUGGGAUUAUUGAUGGCUGUGAGCUUAUGGGUUAUACGAAGCAUAGGGGCGCCUUCAACUGAUAUAGCUGUUUCGGAGCUUACACAUGCUUCUGCUGAAGUCAGUGAAAUAGUGUUUUUCUUGCUUGGUGCAAUGACCAUUGUAGAGAUAGUUGAUGCACAUCAAGGAUUUAAGCUUGUCACUGACAAUAUAACUACUCGAAAGCCAAGGACUCUCCUUUGGGUGGUUGGUUUUGUGACAUUUUUCCUUAGUUCAGUACUUGACAAUCUGACAUCUACUAUUGUCAUGGUUUCUUUAUUGAGGAAGCUAGUACCUCCAUCAGAAUUCCGCAAGCUUCUAGGAGCUGUUGUUGUGAUUGCAGCAAAUGCUGGUGGUGCGUGGACUCCUAUUGGUGAUGUUACAACCACCAUGCUAUGGAUUCAUGGGCAGAUAUCCACAUUGCCAACAAUGAAGGACUUGAUUGUACCAUCUGCUGUUUCUCUAGCUGUUCCACUAGCUCUAAUGUCCCUAACUAGUGAAGUAAAUGGAAAGGGACAGUACUCUCCGAAUGUUUUGGCAUCUGAACAGAUGGCUCCUCGAGGACAGCUUGUUUUCUCUGUGGGUGUUGGAGCCUUGAUUUUUGUUCCGGUGUUUAAGGCCCUAACUGGAUUGCCUCCUUUCAUGGGCAUGCUUCUUGGGCUUGGAGUUCUUUGGAUUCUCACAGAUGCUAUUCAUUAUGGUGAAUCAGAAAGGCAAAGGUUAAAGGUGCCACAGGCUUUAUCACGGAUUGACACUCAAGGAGCCCUUUUCUUCCUUGGAAUCCUUUUGUCUGUAAGCAGUCUGGAGGCAGCAGGGAUACUUCGUGAAUUGGCAAAUUACCUUGAUGCACAUGUUCCAAAUAUUGAACUGAUUGCAAGUGCAAUAGGGGUUGUGUCAGCAAUUAUAGAUAAUGUUCCACUGGUUGCAGCUGCAAUGGGAAUGUACGAUAUCUCCUCUUUUCCCCGGGAUUCUGAGUUUUGGCAGUUAGUUGCAUAUUGUGCUGGCACGGGUGGUUCCAUGCUAGUUAUUGGCUCUGCAGCUGGAGUUGCAUUUAUGGGGAUGGAGAAGGUGGACUUCUUUUGGUACCUGCGGAAGGUGACUGGAUUUGCUUUUGCUGGAUAUGCUGCUGGCAUCGCUGCCUACUUAGCGGUUCAUAACUUGGGCGGCAUUUCCCUACCCACAACUAUAGCUGAGCUUCCGUUCCUCUCAGGUUCAUAA
Dovyalis caffra is the source of this 1761-nucleotide messenger RNA. The record is from the annotation of a GenBank genome assembly. NCBI's taxonomy places the organism in Eukaryota, Viridiplantae, Streptophyta, Magnoliopsida, Malpighiales, Salicaceae.